Messenger RNA from Gopherus flavomarginatus (Mexican gopher tortoise), 3922 nucleotides. RefSeq names its product maestro heat-like repeat-containing protein family member 2B. Lineage: Eukaryota; Metazoa; Chordata; Testudines; Testudinidae. The coding region runs from base 16 to 3138 and encodes 1040 amino acids. The transcript is spliced from 27 exons. Gene Ontology annotation, cellular component: cytoplasm. The record is from RefSeq and is a predicted model, not a curated record.
GUGCGGUGGGAGCACAUGCUGCUUCAGUUCCUAGGAACAUCUCUGGAGAUGAUAGACGACAGUGCCUGGAGCAGGCAGAUAAGCCUUGAGUUUAGCCAGCAGAUGGCCAGCUAUACCAGCCCCUCCCAUGAGAAGAGUUUCCUGUAUAAGGCGCUAGGAACGUCCUUAGCAGUUUGUAAGGACCUGGUCCACGUUAAAUCACAGCUUCAUCAAUUUCUGAGAACAACAGAUUAUAUGGAAGUCCCUGAGAGAGAGGGAGUCAUUUCCAUCCUCGCAUUCUCUGCUGAGAGCCAUCUGGACCUCACCCUGAACGCACUUCAGGAGUUUGGGGCUGCAAUGAACAAAGUUAAGAUUCCUGGGUUCAUCAGCCGCCUGAAGGACUACCACCAUGGGAAGAGAGGCAAGACUCGCAGCACCCUGAUGCUGACCUACAGCAGCGUGGCUGUCCAUGCUCCAAAAGACCAGCUUCUUUCCCGAGUAGAGGCAGACAUCACAGGGAACAUCCUUCUCCAUUACAGAGCCAGUUGUCAGGUGCUGGGCAUCACUGUUGCGAACAAGGACAUGUACCUAAAAUUAACCCUCAUCCACAAUGUCAUGGAGAUUAGCUGUGCCAUCUUGGAGACCAGAGACUCCCAGGAGUUCGAAUUCUCUUACAAACUGGAGCUCCUUGGCUACAUGCUGGACUUCAUUAAAAAGGAACCACUGGAUUCCCUGGCAUCUCCAGUUCGCUACAAGGCAAUUCUUGCCAUUGAACAUCUGAGCAAACUGAAACCAUCUCUGACCUUGGAGGAAAACCGUGAGCUCCUUGAUCAGUGCUUCAAAAGUUUAUUUCCCCUUCCUCCCUUGGAGAUGAUGAAAAAGGAAGGCGAGACAGCAAAGAAUGCUCUGCUUAUACAAUCACUCUACGUGAGGUCCUUCGAAGCCCUUGGCGAACUAACGGAGACUUUGCUGGAGGGAGAACCAACCUCAGACUGGUUCCAGGAAAUGUUUGAACUCCUAGCGACAUGGUUCAGUUCAGGGAAGGAGUGGGAGAGAGAAAGGGCCUUGCAGGCCAGCAUGCAGCUGCUGACUGCCUAUCAAGAGACAGUUCAUAGCACAACUCAGGAAACUUUUAAUCAGUUUGGAUCUGUGAUUGGACAAAUAGCACCAUACAGCUGUGAUUCACUGGCCACGUCCCGUCAGUGGGUGGUUGACUGUAUCAGCUGCCUUCUCAGUAUGCAAGGCCAGCCCAUGAACCUCGGGUCAGUGGAGGAGGAGCUGAGCUGUCUCCGUGAAGAACUAACAGCAGCUCCAGACCCUGAGGCUCUGUUUCAGGCAUCUUCCAAAAUGGCCAGGGUUGUUAGUGAGUACUUCCCUUCCGAACAGGCUGCAGACUUUAUUGAGGCCACAAUGGAUAGUAUGCUGUCUGCUAACCCCACCUGUGCCACGGCAGCUGGGCUAUGGAUGAAGAUCAUCCUAAAGGAGUGUGGAGAUGCCAUGCUGGACCAGGUGCCAGCUAUUCUGAAUAUAAUAUAUAGCCACAUGCUUAGUAUCAAGGAGGGCAGCUUGAGGCAGUUCCUUCUGGAGGCAGUGUCCAUUCUAGCUCAUCAUCAUCUAGAGGCAGUGAUCUCCAGCCUCCUCAGAAAACGUCUGCCGAUGAACCGUGACACCACUGAACUGUGGAGAUCUCUGGGGGAAGACCCCUUGCUUGCCACUCAAGUCCUACAGGUCCUAAUAGAAAAAAUAAAGACUUCAACAAGCCAAGAAGGAAGCGUCACCUCAGAGACUGAAACUGACAGGCAUUUGGCAGCUGCUGAACCUCUCUCAGCAACAUGUGCCAUCUUUCAGGUGGUGUCAGCACUGCAGUCGAGCAAAGCCGUGCAGGAGCUGCUCCCAGAGUUGUUUCCUGUUCUCCUGCAGCAGGUCAGCCGAACCUUAGGCCAAAAGAUGCCUUUGCCAGUGAUCAGCAGCCCGAGCCUAGGCCAAAGAGACCGACAACAUACUGAAGGCAACCCUUGCCGGUUUUCUGUCCAAGCAUUAGAAUCUGUGCUUUUCAAAGUUGGGAAUGCGAGACUGAUGAGAGAACUCAGGGAGCAGAGAACUUGGAUUCUGCUUGAAAACCCCCAGACUCACCAUGAGGGAGUGUGUCUGCUGGUGAGCGUUCUGCUAAAAUCUGAACUAGUAACACCUGAGAUCAUCCAGAACCUCCUCCCCUGGGUGAAUUCCCCGACAGAAAACUACCGAGUCACGGGCACAGCUUUCCUUGCCCAGCUAAUGAGUAAUCCCAUGCUCAGGGAGAAGAAGUUCCUUAAGAGUGUCUUACACAUCUUGGAAGAAAGGUCACAGGAUAGGAACAGCAUUGUCCGUCAGAUGGCUGUAAGAGGCCUGGGAAAUAUAGUCGAUGGGGCGCCUGAGAAGGUGAAAAAGCACAAGAAGUUUCUUCUGGACAUACUGAUCGGGGCCUUACAUGACAUUUUCAGUUCUGAAGUCAUUGGCGAGAGCAUGAAAGCACUGGCCAAAGUCCUGAAGGAGCUGAAAGAGAAGGACAUCGGUUCUUCCUUCAGAGACCUCACCCAACAGAUCAGGACCUACUUUGACGAUGAGGAUGAUGCCCUUCGUUCAAUGGCCUUUGUCCUAUUUGGCAUCCUGGCUCAGUUGACAAAAAAAAAAUGGAAGGCCUAUUUCACCGAGCAGGUUCGAAAGAGCUGGGUCACACUUCUGCUGCACCUGCAAGACCCAAACCCCCAGGUUUCAAUGAAAUGCAGAGCUACGUUUCACCUCUGUUUCCCGUUUUUGGGACUGAAGAGAUUCCAGCAUGCGAUUAGUAAGCACCUUGGUGGCACAGACGAGCUGAAUCCUACAGAGCUCCAGGAGGACAUUUGCAGACACCUUGCCAAAGAGAAUGCAGAACUGCUGGAGAACUUAUACAAAACUACCCUCAUGUACUUCUACAGCAGCUGGGAAGGGAUCCGGGCAGCUGCCGCCAAGUUAGCUGGCUUCAUCCGGGAACACACAGACAUGCAGCGUAUGAAAUGGCUGGACCUGGAAUAUCUGCUGAUGUCUCUCCGGGUCCUAGAGGAAGACCCAAGUUCCACUGUCCAGCUGGUGGCAACUGAGAUCAUAAGUGACAUCUGUUCUGGUCGAGUGCUUGAGGAAUGAAGCGGAACAGAGACAAACAGAACAAGGCACUCCAGUAGUAUAAGGGCCCUACCAUUAAUCAAAUGUUAAACCCACCCCUUGACUCAAUAAGCCCUGCCCACCAGUCAUCGGAAGCCCCAACCCAUGGGGUAUUACUUCUGGGGCCAAGGCGGACACAUGACCGGAAGCAAGAUGUGUCAUGUGACCCCUCUAAGAACUCCUCCCACUGUCCUCUACCAAUCAGGAUGGGUUUCACCCCGAUAGGAAUGCCCCGAGAGAAGAUUUGACCAAUCAGGGGGAGUUCCGGGGCAGGUGACCUGUCCAGAAGUUAUUUGUGUGACCCCUCUAAGAACUCCUCCCACUGCCGUCUACUGAUCAGGAGGGGUUUCAGCCACUGGGGAUCACUCCAAGAGGAGAUUUGACCAACUGAGGGGAAUUCUGGGGUGGGGUGACCCGUCCGGAAGUGCUUCAUGUGACCCCUCUAAGAACUCCUCCCACCACCCUUUACCAAUUGCGAUGGGUUUCAGCGGCAGAGGAUUGCCCCAAGAGGACAGUUGACCAAAAUAGGCUCGACGAUGCCUUUCAAGAGGUCUUUGAGAACUUACACAUCGGUAGCCCUGUUGUGCAUCAGCUGUUUUUGCUCCUGUCUGAGACGCAGAUCUCGAGAGGAAAAUCCAGAAAAGGACAAAAUAGAAGAAUGAAUCAGCUCAGAGUCCCUCGUUGUAGGGGUCAUGGUGUCCAUUUUUACAGGCGGCUGUCAAAGGUUGUGUUAAACCAGGCAAUUAAUUAAACUUAUUUAAAUGUG